GCAGAGAGGGGCGGGGCCGACCCUCCCCGGAGCUCUGAGAGCUUCAGUCACUGCUCGCAGGGAUGGAAAUGUUAGACGAGCAGCAGCAUGCUCUCACUUACUGACAGCUAGAGGAAAAGCAACCAUGAAGAAACAACUUGGAGAUCUUCAGAAAUGCGCCAUGCCAGUAGCGGGGUGUUGGUAGUGAGGUUGUCCCGCGAUGAGCCGACGACCACCGGCCCAGGACCGGUGUGGAGCCGUGAGGGCAGCCUGGAUCCUGACUGUAGCCGCCCUCAUCACCGCUCAGACCGCCGGAGGAUCACCGCUGGUCCCAGACCCUGGGGUUUUUCUGGAAAAGUACGGCUACCUCCAUCAGGACAACCACAUCCACAAUGCUGCUGAGAUGCGUUCAGCUCUCCGUGAGUUCCAGUGGUUGUCCAGGCUUCCUGUCACGGGCGAGCUGGACAGCGGGACCCUGAGGCAGAUGGCGGAGCCUCGCUGUGGGGUGUCAGAUGAGGGCAGCCAGCAGAUCUGGGCUCGGAGAGUAAACGCCAUCUUCACUGGGAAGAGCGAUGCUCUCAGACGACCACAGCGCCGCAGGAGGCGCUCUGAUGCCCAAGUUGAGAAGUGGUACAAACGUCAUCUGACCUACCAGAUAGUGAACAGGCCUCGCCUCCUGUCCCUGGGCUCCGUGCGGCUGGCGGUGCGCUCUGCCUUCCAGCUGUGGAGCAACGUGUCGGGCCUGGUGUUCCAGGAGGUCCCUGAAGGCCCCGCAGACAUCCGGCUGGCAUUUUACGAGGGAGACCACAACGACGGGACCAGCAACGCCUUCGACGGACCAGGAGGAACUCUGGCGCACGCCUUCCUGCCCCGCCGGGGGGAAGCCCACUUCGAUAUGGCAGAGCGGUGGACGCUGAACGGACACAAGGGACACAACCUGUUCAUGGUGACAGCCCACGAGAUCGGACACACUCUGGGCCUGGAGCACUCCCCCGUCCAACACGCCCUGAUGUCGCCGUACUACAGGAAGCUGGGCCGCAGCCUGGUGCUGAGCUGGGACGACAUCAUCGCCGUGCAGCAGCUGUACGGUAAGCCAUCAGGUGAUCGCCCUGUGAGGCUGCCAGGCCAAGUGCUGCACGCCGCUCUGCAGGAGUGGGAGUCCACGGAGCUCCACAGUGGGCAUCACACCACAGGACAGCCUCUCUACUGCCAGGGUGUCUUUGAUGCCAUCACUAUGGACCAGAAUGACACGGUGCUGGUGUUUCGGGGCAGUGUGUACUGGACGGUGUUGGCUGGUGGGGAUGUGAGCGGCCCACUGACUCUCCGUCAGCGCUGGCCUGACCUCCCUCCGGCUAUCGAGGCUGCUGCCUUCUCUCCACUGGACUCGAAGUGGUAUUUCUUCAAAGGGAAGCGGAUGUGGCGCUUCACAGACAGCAUGCUGGACCCCGGCUUCCCCAGGAAGAGCAGUGAGUUGGGGCUGCCUCGCCACCCUGACUGUGCCUUCUUCUACGCUCCUCUGGGGCACAUGGUCCUCUUUAAAGGCUCCCGCUACUCUGUGCUCAAUCUUAAAACCCUGCACCAAGAGCCCUACUACCCCCGCAGGCUGACAGACUGGACUGGUGUGCCACAGGGGACCAAUGGGGCGCUGACCCGCCCUGACGGACGUCUCUACCUGUUCAGAGAACAGCGGUUCUGGAGGUUUGAUCCGGUCAAGGUGAGAGUCACCAAAGAGGGCCAGUGGGCCAAGGAUCUGAGCUGGACUGGUUGCAGCAACGCUCCUCAGAACAAUAACAUCCUUUGACCAGCAGAGGGAGUUGUUGGCUUUAGAUAAAGUGCAAUUUGUUGAUGUUAUCAUAAUGUAAAGGUGCUGUAGCUUUUGUUUUUUAGCAUAACCUACAUUAAGUUUAUAUAUAUUGCCAAAGGAGCCAAGCUCAACAAACUCAUGCCAUGAAGGGAUUCAAGAAAACUAAACCCACUUUGUUUAUACAUUCUGAAGCACACAUAUUAUUUAUACUGCAGAGCAAGGGAUAUUAAUGCUCAUGGAUGUGUAAUUAUAGCCUCGUUAUUACAGUUUAGAUAAUGAGUGGACUGUGCACUCUUACGUCAGCAGGCAGGUUGGAACUAUGCUUUUAAAACCAUCAGAUCAGAUUUCUCUUUUACAGGUGCAUCUCAAUAAAUUAGAAUAUCAUAGAAAGUUUAUUUAUGUCAGUAAUUCAAUUCAAAAAGUGGAAAUAACACAUUAUAUAGAUCCAUUACACACAGGAUGAAACAUUUCAUGUCUUAAUUUUUUUUUGUGUUUGUGUUUUUUUGUGUGGCUUACAUUUAAUGAAGGCCUAAAAUUCAGUGUCUCAAAAAAUUUGAAUAUUACAAACUUUUAAAAAGUAUGUUUAAUAUGGAAAUGUUGGCCUCUGAGAAGUAUGUCCAUCUAUAUGACUCAAUCUUGGUUGGGGCUA
This is a messenger RNA of Centropristis striata (black sea bass), 2432 nucleotides long. RefSeq names its product matrix metallopeptidase 28 (gene mmp28). Gene Ontology annotation, cellular component: extracellular matrix. The coding region runs from base 200 to 1780 and encodes 526 amino acids. The transcript has 8 exons. Gene Ontology annotation, biological process: proteolysis; extracellular matrix organization; collagen catabolic process. The record is from RefSeq and is a predicted model, not a curated record. NCBI's taxonomy places the organism in Eukaryota, Metazoa, Chordata, Actinopteri, Perciformes, Serranidae. Gene Ontology annotation, molecular function: metalloendopeptidase activity; zinc ion binding.